Puccinia graminis f. sp. tritici CRL 75-36-700-3 is the source of this 1529-nucleotide messenger RNA. RefSeq lists its product as uncharacterized. The transcript is spliced from 4 exons. The record is from RefSeq and is a predicted model, not a curated record. NCBI's taxonomy places the organism in Eukaryota, Fungi, Basidiomycota, Pucciniomycetes, Pucciniales, Pucciniaceae. Bases 6 to 1169 code for a protein of 387 amino acids.
GCGCCAUGAUACUCAACAAGCGCCCUCUCAACCCAAGGUGGCGCAUGCCUGUCGAUCCACAGCUUAUAAUCCCGCAAACUCAACGUGUUCCAACACCGGUUCCCAAGCCUGAAAGCCCUCGUAGCGUUGCCCCUCCAGCCACGGUUAACAAUUCGCGGCCAAGAAAGGUGAGGCGUAAACAGGCCAAGGCGCCCAGUGACGCAGUCGUGAACGCAAAUACCACCCCCGAUCAAGCCGGGGCUAUCAAGCACCCCGAUAAUUUGGGAAGAUCCCAGGCAAACGGAAUGGUUUUGGACGGCCAACAAGUAGCUAUGUCGACCAGCGCCCCCAAACAAAACAUGCACCAACCAAACGGUCCUUGGCGAGGUCAAGCAGGCGAUACAGCUCACGCCUCGUCGACAUCUGAACAAUCGCAUGCAGUUAACUCGGUACCAACCGGCUCAGCCUCCAAGCCCAGCCCGCGCGAAACAGCCCCACAUGUGCCCAAACCUCCAAGCAAACUACGCUUGACAAUUAAGCCAGCCAAUGCUCCACAGAAGCAAACCAAUUCUGCUACUCCUGGUCUGAUGCAACCUAAGGCUCACGAGGAAGAUCGUAAUCAUGUGCUACCAGCUCCGACCUUUUCAUAUCUUCCACCACCAUCAGCACUCAAUCACCCCCAUUUGCCUCAACCCUCUCGACCGAUGUCAUCCUCGUCGUCAUCGUCAUCACCAUCUUCAUCUAAACCCAUGAUGACACGGCUACCAUCGAUCAACCACUUGGAUGUUUUUCAUCCGCCCAUUUCACAUCUGCAUCCGCUUCCGGCCGUCUCUUCUAUGUCAUCACCGAUGUACUUGCCGCCAAUUGCUUCUGUAGCUCAACCCAGGCGUCAACCGCCAAUAGUGACUUUGCCCUCACCCCCACCAGCCCGGGAUCUUUCAUGUCUGCCCCGACACCCAUCCCCGGGUCAUAUCCCACCAAAUCAUAUGCGCUUCACUGCCCCCCUCUCAACUCCGCCUUCCUUCGACGCUUUUGCCAGAGGGGCAGCGCCGACUGCAGCUAAGAACCCGGUUCGACGUACAGUCCCGCCAGGAACUCAUGCCAAUCCAGCUGAUGGUCCAACACAGUCACACCAACAAUCCGCGAACGGCUCACCUCCUACAGCUCCCCGCAAAAACAUACUCGCUUAGCUGAAGAAAAAUCCUUGGUAGAUGAAUAGCACUCAUAUCUUAUCAAGCAAGCCUCAUAGUGAAAGGCCAAUGUCUCAGACUCGUUCUGAGCGUUGUUAGCAAACAUAUAGCGGUGCUUUGUUUCCGGUGAACUUCAAAAAAUUAUGUAUACCUUAGCUUGCAUCUUCAUUCGUGAUUAGAUGUUUUCAUUUCAUUUCUUAGUUUCUUUUUCUUUUUCUUGCACAUCACAUGUCAUGAUUCUUAGAAAUAUACACUUUUUUGUCAAGUACCAACAUAUGUAUAUUGUUGUUUGUUCACUGGACAACAGCGUUAUACAAUAUAAAUUCUCAAGUUCAGGUUAGAAUGCAUCAUGCAAUCGAG